This is a messenger RNA of Antechinus flavipes (yellow-footed antechinus), 1875 nucleotides long. Its product is annotated as RNA polymerase-associated protein RTF1 homolog. Gene Ontology annotation, cellular component: Cdc73/Paf1 complex. Bases 16 to 1860 code for a protein of 614 amino acids. The record is from RefSeq and is a predicted model, not a curated record. Gene Ontology annotation, molecular function: DNA binding; RNA polymerase II C-terminal domain phosphoserine binding. The transcript has a single exon. NCBI's taxonomy places the organism in Eukaryota, Metazoa, Chordata, Mammalia, Dasyuromorphia, Dasyuridae.
UUUGUGGCGGUUGCAAUGGCUGGCGGGCAAGAGGGAAGUCCGGGCGGCGGUGUCCAGCACAGGAGCUGGGGUGCCAUCAUGGUCAACAAGCGGAAAAGCCGUGCUGUGAUCAACUGGUACAUGGAGGACAGCUGCAGUGAUGAGAACAUGGAUCAGGAGCUCUUGCCUCUAGCCAAACGGAAACGUAGUGACUCUGAGGAGAAGGAGCAACCUGCUAAUCAGCCUGCAGCUUCUUUGGACUCUGAAACAUCAGACAGUGAUGAUAAGUGGACAGCUGGAGGCUCAAAAAAUAAGAAAAAAAGAAAAAGUGGGAAGAUAGAGAAGAAGGGAACCAUGAAAAAACAGACAAAAAAAGCUGCUUCCUCAGCUAGCUCUGACAAAGACAGCUCAGCUGAGAGUUCAGCCCCUGAAGAAGUUGAAGUAUUUGACUUGGACAGUAACAGUUCCUCCUCCAGCUCAGAUUCAGAUUCUUCUUCUGAGGAUGAGGAAUUCCAUGAUGGAUAUGGAGAAGACCUCAUGGGAGAUGAAGAAGAUAGGGCCCGUUUAGAACAAAUGACAGAGAAGGAGAGGGAACAGGAACUGUUUAACAGGAUAGAAAAGAGAGAGGUGCUGAAGAGAAGGUUUGAAAUUAAGAAGAAAUUAAAAUCAGCCAAGAAGAAAGAAAAGAGAGAAAAAAAGAAAAAACAAGAACAAGAAAAGAAAAAACUUACACAAAUUCAAGAGUCCCAGGUCAUGUCCCAUAAUAAGCAGCGGCGUUGCAAGCGGGAUGAAAAACUAGACAAAAAAUCUCAGGCCAUGGAAGAACUGAAAGCAGAGAGAGAAAAACGGAAGACUAGAACAGCUGAGCUGCUUGCCAAAAAACAGCCACUAAAAACAAGUGGAGUUUACUCUGACAAUGAAGAGAAAGAGGAGGAUGAGAAGUUCAGUGAGAAGAGAGAUUGUUCAUCUAGGAUGACAUCAUCUGAUGAAGAGGAGGAAAAGGAAAAGGUUCCUCCAAAAUCACAGCCAGUUUCUCUGCCUGGAGAGUUGAACCGAGUGCGGUUAUCUCGGCACAAGCUGGAACGGUGGUGUCACAUGCCUUUCUUUGCUAAGACAGUCACAGGAUGUUUUGUACGAAUUGGCAUCGGGAACCACAACAGUAAACCUGUCUAUCGGGUUGCUGAGAUCACUGGUGUGGUGGAAACAGCCAAGGUUUAUCAGUUGGGUGGCACUAGGACAAAUAAAGGAUUGCAGUUGAGGCAUGGCAAUGCCCAGCGAGUAUUCUGCUUGGAAUUUGUCUCAAACCAAGAGUUCACAGAAAGUGAAUUUAUGAAAUGGAAAGAAGCGAUGUUUUCUGCUGGCAUGCAGCUCCCUACCUUGGAUGAAAUCAGCAGGAAGGAAGUAUCCAUUAAAGAAGCUUUGAAUUAUAAAUUCAAUGAUCGGGAUAUUGACCAGAUUGUAAAAGAGAAAGAGAGAUUCAGAAAAGCUCCACCCAACUAUGCCAUGAAAAAAAUGCAGCUUCUGGAGGAGAAGGCCAUGGCAGAAGAUUUGGGAGACCAAGACAAGGCUAAACAAAUCCAACAUCAACUGAAUGAGUUGGAGGAAAGGGCAGAGGCCCUAGAUCGGCAACGAACAAAGACUAUUUCUGUCAUCAGUUACAUCAACCAACGAAAUCGGGAAUGGAACAUUGUCAAGUCUGAGAAAGCCCUUGCGGCUGAAAGUCACAACAUGAAAAAUCAACAGAUGGACCCCUUCACUAGGAGGCAGUGCAAACCAACUCUUGUCUCCAAUUCCAGAGACCCUGCUGUUCAAGCUGCCAUCCUUGCUCAGCUGAAUGCAAAAUAUGGCUCUGGGGCAUUACCAGAUGCUCCAAGGAGAUGAACAAGUCAAGGAAAG